AGCUGUUCAUCAUGCUGAAGGCAUACUCGGGUCGAGUAUAUCUGGACAAUCAGAGGCUAAAACUAGGCCUUUGGGAGUUAGUGAGCUCGGAGAGUUGCAGGCAUAUGUAACUGUGUAGUAAUGGUUGUUUAUGUAUCAAACUGAGGUUCAAAUAUUUUUCUAUCCUUUGGCAUUGAAGGCAAGUAAAGUCUUUAUCCAACAGCUGCAAAAAUUGACUCAUACUUUCAAUAAGAUGAAAUCCAACAAACCUGCACCAAAGUGUCUCCUUCCAUCGGUUACUCCCUCUGUGCUGAUUCUUUUUAUUAUUCUACCAGUUUUCUGCAACACGGCUAAGGUGAACUGCUCCCAGCCAGACCAGUCAAGCCUUUUUGCAGCUCUUUCUCCUGCCUUUAACCUGAAGGCGAUACGACCCGUAGAAAACCAAUCAACCUACACCAACAUUAGUGUGUAUUUUACUCUCUAUGGGAUAUUAGGAGUGGAUGAAAAGUCACAACUUCUUGUCACUUACAUCUGGCUCUUCUAUUGGUGGAAAAAUGAGUUUAUCAGUUGGGAACCAGAGCAGUGUGGCACUGACAUGAUUCCUCUCCCCAAAGAAAAUUUUUGGCUUCCUGACGUUGUAAUCAAUGAGUUUAUGGAGGAAAACAAAGCACCAACCGUCCCAUACUUGUCCCUGUAUCAUGAUGGUAGAGUGGUAAGUUCAUUUCCUGUCAGAGUUGUGAGCUCCUGUAACCUCAACAUCUACACCUUCCCCUUCGACAUACAGAACUGCUCCCUGACUUUCAACUCCUACAUCUACUAUGCUACUGAGGUCAGGGUUUUCCUAGGGAGAGAUGCAAAAUUAUCCACGGAGUUCUCUAAGCAAGUGAUGACCACCAUGGGUGAAUGGGAGCUGCUGGACAUUACCGCUCAAAAACUAGUGAAUGAUGAUGAGUCAGGUCUUUACACGGACAUGCUUGCAUUUUAUAUCCGGGUGCGACGCCGCGCCACCAUGUACGUGGUGACCCUGCUGCUCCCCAGCUGCUUCCUCAUCACGGUGGAUCUCUUUAGCUUCCUCCUGCCUCCUCAGAGCACAGACAGAUCCUCCUUUAAGAUGACCCUCAUCUUGGGCUACACCGUGUUCCUGCUCAUUAUGAAUGACCUGCUUCCAGUCACUGGAAACACCAUACCUCUAAUAAAUGUGUUCUUCUCUCUCUGUCUGGCUUUAAUGGUGGCCAGUCUGCUGGAGACCAUCUUCAUCACCAACCUAUUCAGCAACUUGUCUGAACUUUCCCCCGUCCCCCGAUGGAUUCGAGUGAUUGUUUUAAAUUUUCUCGGCUAUCUUGUUUGCAUGCCCAGAAAGAAUACGAAACCAAAAGAUUUAGAGCUGAGGAAGAAUGAUGUGGUGCUAAAACGUAGAUCCAAUGAGGGGCCUUCAGGAACAGCAGGAUCAGCUGAUCAGGAUGAGGCCCUUCAGGAGCUGAGGAGCCUGAGCAACGUCUUGAAGGCCAUCCGCUCUGAGGUGGAGCAGCAGCACAAUGGCAGCCAGAGCUCAGAGGAGUGGAUGCAGGUGGGUUUCAUCAUUGACCGCCUGCUGUUUGGCGUCUACAUUGUCUUCAUAUCGGUCAGCUUCAUCACCAUCAUUGUUGUCUGGGUGAACUCAUACAAUCAGUAGACUGCUGCAUGUUAGACAAGCCUACAUUUAUUCAAUAAGCAUUUGCACAAAUCUAAUCAUAGUCUAAGUUAAUAGAAUGUAAACAGUAAUUAAUUUAAAGGACCAUGUUUAUGCAAUACAUAAAAUGUUACAAAGUUGUUACAGUAACUAAUAUUGUUUGUUUUUCACUAAUUGUUUAUUUGUUAUUUAGGUGAACUGUUUUGUUUAAUUAGGGAGGUGCAUAGUAACUAGGUACAUUUACUGAGU
Molecule: messenger RNA, 1897 nt
Organism: Cyprinodon variegatus (sheepshead minnow)
Lineage: Eukaryota; Metazoa; Chordata; Actinopteri; Cyprinodontiformes; Cyprinodontidae
Product: 5-hydroxytryptamine receptor 3A-like
Exons: 10
Coding region: 131-1651 (506 amino acids)
Biological process (GO): monoatomic ion transmembrane transport; chemical synaptic transmission; signal transduction
Cellular component (GO): membrane; neuron projection; synapse
Molecular function (GO): neurotransmitter receptor activity; transmembrane signaling receptor activity; extracellular ligand-gated monoatomic ion channel activity
Source: RefSeq, a predicted model, not a curated record